Nematolebias whitei (Rio pearlfish) is the source of this 1801-nucleotide messenger RNA. RefSeq names its product phospholipid phosphatase 2a (gene plpp2a). The record is from RefSeq and is a predicted model, not a curated record. The transcript is spliced from 6 exons. Gene Ontology annotation, biological process: phospholipid dephosphorylation; signal transduction; phospholipid metabolic process. The coding region runs from base 163 to 1026 and encodes 287 amino acids. Lineage: Eukaryota; Metazoa; Chordata; Actinopteri; Cyprinodontiformes; Rivulidae. Gene Ontology annotation, molecular function: phosphatidate phosphatase activity.
GCACACCUGAAACAAGCAGACAAUCAGCUGUGGGCAGGUACACGGAGCAGAGGAGCCGGAAGGACUGGGGUGUCGGAGCUUUUCCACUCGCAGGUGUUCUGACCGCACGUGCGCCACCUGAACGCGCUCGGUUUGUGAAAGAGAGGCAGCCGUGGAGGAAACAUGACGGACCGAGGGAAGAAGCUGCUGCUCGUCGUGGUGGACAUCGCCUGCGUGUUUGUGGCGGCGCUGCCUUCAGCCAUCCUCACGCUGAGGUUUAAACCUCAUCACCGAGGAAUCUACUGCAACGAUGAGAGCAUCAAGUAUCCCUACAGGAGAGACACCAUCUCUCAUGGCACCAUGGCUGCGGUCACCAUCACCUGCUCUUUAGUCAUCAUCACUACAGGAGAGGCCUAUCUGGUGCACACAAACCGUCUGCGCUCCAACUCCACGUUCAACCAGUACCUGUGCGCGCUCUACAAGGUGGUUGGGACCUUCCUGUUCGGAGCUGCAGUUAGCACGUCGCUCACCGACUUGGCAAAGUUCACCAUCGGCCGUCCUCGUCCAAAUUUCUUAUCCGUGUGCAACCCGAUGAGCUGCAACGGAUACCUGCUGGAGAUCAACUGCACGGGAAAACCUCGCAACGUGACCGAGUCCAGGUUGUCGUUUUACUCCGGCCACUCGUCCUUUGGGAUGUACUGCAUGCUCUUUCUGUCGCUGUACGUCCAUGCCAGAAUGCAGGGUAAGUGGACCAGACUGGUUCGACCCACCAUCCAGUUCUUCCUGGUGUCGUUCUCUCUGUACGUCGGCUACACUCGGGUCUCCGACUACAAGCACCACUGGAGCGACGUGCUGGUGGGCCUGCUGCAGGGAGCCCUCAUCGCCGUGCUCACCGUUAAAUACGUGUCCGAUUUCUUCAAGCCGCGCCCUUUACGCAGCACGCCAGCAGAAACGGCAGAGAACGAACAGCUGGAGUGUAAACCGAGCCUGCAGCCUUCAGACGCGCAGCACGGAAACCAUUACAGAUGUUCCACCGCUCCUGUAUGAGCUCCCAGCUGAGCCCGACUCGGCUCCGUUAAAGGACUCUGACGAAUGCACAGGACGGCACAAGUGUUCCCCCGACGCACUUUCACUGCCUGGUUCCUGAAACUUGUUGGGACAGACGCUCCAAGAUGAUUUUAUAGUGUGGGUGUGUGUUGCAAAAAUGUACUGACUGUGUGUGUGUGUGUGUGUGUGAUAUAAUGGAUUUUUUAAAAUGUUUUGAUGAGUCCCUGUUCGAGCAGAGCUUACAGAUUUGUGAAACAAACGGCGACUGCUGAAAAAUUCUUUCCAGAACGUUUCUGCCCGAGUCGAUAAACGGCGUCCGAACACGGCGGGCUGCGUGAUUUUCCCCCGUCAGACGACUGUCGCAGCUUCUGCACGCUGGAGCUGCAUGCGUCCGUCUGUGCACGACACUUUUCGUCCCUCUCUGCGUAGGUUUGUUAAAAACUCCACACGAAACUUCUGCUCAACGACUGAUCUGAACGCAGAAGCUACUAACACUUAUCUUUUUAUAACCACUAUAAAGAAUUUUGUAGCAUUUUAAAAAUGAUUAAUCACGUUUGUAAUUUUUGCUUGCACGUUUCAUCUUGCAGACUGCAGGAGUAUUUAUAGAGGCGCAUUACAUUUGUCCCUUUUGUGCCAAGUCUUUCACAAAGUACAUUCUCACAGCGACCCCCUCCCUCUUCACUGCUGCACAACCUGUUGUGAAAUUGUACAUACUAGUGUUGUUUUUGUUCCCAGCCUGUGUAAAGUUUUGUGCACAUUCUUUAUAAAUGUAAGU